This is a messenger RNA of Salvia miltiorrhiza (redroot sage), 1009 nucleotides long. RefSeq lists its product as uncharacterized. The coding region runs from base 119 to 1009 and encodes 296 amino acids. Lineage: Eukaryota; Viridiplantae; Streptophyta; Magnoliopsida; Lamiales; Lamiaceae. The record is from RefSeq and is a predicted model, not a curated record. The transcript has 2 exons.
UAUAUAUAUAUAUUUUUUUCCUUACUUAUUUUUCUUACAAAAAAAUCUUUAUCUAUUUAAAGGUUCCGGCUAGGAACGAGCCCGACACUAGAGUACGAAGUAAGAGAAACAUAUCAGGAUGGCUCGUACCCUACGUACCGCGAGGAAGAGAGUUAGUGCUAGAGCGACACAUGAUGAGAUCCGUCGGGAGUACCUUCACUAUGGCAUGUGCUGGAGAGACACAUUGGGGGAAUUUCUUGCCCACUUCCACGAGCACUGGUUGGCAGCUUGCAUGUAUGGGAUCUCCUCGUAUGAUGGCAUUAUUCGACUGUCGACUCUACUUCCAUCCGACUGGAAGGGUUGGGCGACCUCCAUUGCCUCAGACUACUUAUACCAUUAUGGUGAGGAGUACGACCUGUAUGUAGAUUUUCCAGGUUUCGUAGCCGCGGUUAGUAAUCAGUAUUACCGCUAUGGGGAAGCUCCUUAUGGACCAUACACAUUACCAGGAGACUACAUCCAAGCUGGAGGAGGAAUUGCCGAUUUCUUACCACGAGAUGACCAUGCUCCGUAUGUGCCGCCCGAGCUAGUUCGGGUGGCCCCACUCCUCAAGUUUGACACUGAUGACGAGAUAGCUGCUCUACUUCGUUCUCCUACACCGAUCUACCUAGUGACUUCCUCGGAUAGUGAGACAACUCCUCAACAAACACUCACAUCCAACCGUACCACCCUUGGAAUCCGCACCCACGAUGAGUUUGAAGCUGGACCUUCCAGACCACCUGGUGUACCUCGAGACCAUGGGGAUUAUCCCGAGAUGCAGCGAACUGUUGGAACCAUACGUCGAGAGCCGAUAGAUCUAAAUAAAGCGGAUGUGGUGGUCGAUUCGGAUGAUUCACACGAGGCAGAGACACACAGUCAGACGAUACGUGUGUUCUUGAGAAGGGAUUCUGCAGGUAAGGGUGUGAGAGUUCACGAGGUUCCACGACAUGAGGGUGAGACAGAGUCGGAGCCUAGCGAGUCCAGUGCAGCAUGA